AUGAGUCUGCCCAGCGUUAGUGACUAUUCUUUACUGGAAAAAAUCGGCUCGGGAAGUUAUGCGACCGUAUAUAAAGCGUUCAAAAAGGAUGGAUGCCGAGAGGUAGUCGCAAUCAAGUGUGUAGACAAAUCGUCGCUGUCCAAGUCGGCUAUCGAUAAUAUCGUCACAGAGAUCAAUCUCCUGAAAAUUCUCAAGCACGAGAAUAUCGUAGAGAUGAGGGACUUUUUCUGGGACGACGGGCACAUAUACAUCGUGAUGGAGUACUGCGACGGCGGCGACUUGUCGAGUUUUAUAAGGAGGAGGCACAAGCUACCGGAACAAAUCUGCCGCAGGUUUCUGCAACAGCUCGCGUUGGCAUUGAAGUAUCUGCGCAAUCACAAUGUCUCUCACAUGGACUUGAAGCCGCAGAACCUAUUGCUAACGAGAAAGCCGCAACUGGUCCUAAAAGUUGGAGACUUCGGUUUCGCUCAGUACCUUUCGAGUUCCGAGAAAAAAUUCGCGAUCCGUGGCUCGCCCCUCUACAUGGCGCCAGAGAUCUUACUGAAACGGAAGUACGACGCCCGCGUCGAUCUGUGGAGCGUCGGCGUGAUCAUGUACGAGUGCCUUUUCGGGAAGGCCCCUUAUUCCAGCAGUAGCUUUCAAGAAUUGGCCGAGAAAAUUAAGGAUGCUAGACGCAUAGAGUUACCAAAAGGGUCGCACGUGUCCCGGAAUUGCAAGGAUUUAUUAAUGUCCUUAUUGAAACACGAUCCGGACGAGAGGAUACCGUUCGAUGAUUUCUUCGCCCAUGAUUUUCUCGAUUUGGCGCACGCGCCGACGAAGGAAAAUUACGACAAAGCGGUCGAGUUGGUCCAGCAGGCGGUGAAAAUGGACGCGGAAAGGAAUCCGAAGGAAGCGUUUCAUCUGUAUUGCGAGGCACUUAGAUACUUCAUUCCAAUUUUAACAAGCGAGACCGAUCUAAAGCGAAAAGAGAUUUUAAGGUCACACGUAAAUAAUUACAUUAGGAGGGCUGAAAUACUAAAAGCCUCGUGUACGGACGAUGGUAACGAGAAGGAUAAGUGUUCGCGGUUAGAGGAUAAAGGGAAUCCUUCGGCGAUCCAGAGAACGACAUCACUGAAUGAACGAUCGUCGUUUGUGUAUCACGAAUUGCGGACGCUUAGCAAGACUACAACGAGCAUGGCGGACGCGCUGGAAAUCGGAGAAGUUGCUGAGCAAUAUCUCACGGAAGGGAAUUACGCGCUUGCAUUGGAAAAGUUUCAAUCCUGUCUAGGACUAUUGGUGCCAUUGUUGGGAAAGGAACCAGCAGGUCGAAGGAGGGAUCUACUGUACAGACAGGUUCAGCUUUGGAUGAAAGAAGCCGAAAGCACCAAAGGUCUUUUAGCGACAAAAGACAUUGAAGAGUCCGUGCAGCGUGGAUCUGAUUCGUUCGAGCAGUGCUCGAUACAGUAG
This is a messenger RNA of Dufourea novaeangliae, 1446 nucleotides long. It is a transcript of the gene Aduk, whose product is annotated as serine/threonine-protein kinase ULK3. The transcript has 8 exons. The coding region runs from base 1 to 1446 and encodes 481 amino acids. The record is from RefSeq and is a predicted model, not a curated record. Lineage: Eukaryota; Metazoa; Arthropoda; Insecta; Hymenoptera; Halictidae. Gene Ontology annotation, cellular component: autophagosome; cytoplasm. Gene Ontology annotation, molecular function: protein serine/threonine kinase activity; ATP binding. Gene Ontology annotation, biological process: autophagy; peptidyl-serine phosphorylation; autophagosome organization.